Molecule: messenger RNA, 966 nt
Organism: Annulohypoxylon maeteangense
Lineage: Eukaryota; Fungi; Ascomycota; Sordariomycetes; Xylariales; Hypoxylaceae
Exons: 2
Coding region: 165-737 (190 amino acids)
Source: RefSeq, a predicted model, not a curated record
AUUGAAGCUUCAAUCAUCUACCAACAUAUGCAUAUCAUACUACGAUCUUAAGGGGAGGACAUCCGUUCAAUUGGGAUGACCGGGAUCUAACAUUUCCCUUAUGUAAUGUGAAAGCGAUCUCGUCCGUUGCGAAAUAUGAUACAUGGCCAUUUAACGACAGCGACAUGAUGCGACUCCAGCUCUUUCUACUCCUAAUAGGAGUCUUCGCUUCUUACGUCGCCGCAGCGUCCGCCCCAACAUUCUGCAAAUGCACCUGCUUCAAGAACAGCACGCUCAUCCAACUCGGACCGCAAGGCAACAACCCUAACACCUUCGAGAACGCAAAUCCCAACUCCAAGUCCACCUCCAACCCAUCGGCUCCGCCUCCCUCCGAACAAGCCCUGCUCUCCCGCUCCCCUACCCCUGACCUCAACAGCCUCGAGAAACGCGCCGCCUCGGCCUCCUGUACGCAAUGCACGCGUGGCUUCUGCCUCUCGCAACACCUGCCCAUCUGCAAGGAUGCAGAGGAGAACGACGUGGUGGCGAUGUGUUUCCAGCGCGACAGCCGCAAGGACCAGAUCAUCGUGUGGGGAUUCAUCCUCGGCACCACCGGGCUGUUAGGCUGGGCGGCCACGAGGAGGGUCAUUGAGUUGAGAGAGGGAAAGAAGGGUGCCGCGUUAGGGUUAGGUGGUGGAAGUGGGGGAGCGAGAGGGCGGGAUAGAGGGGUGUAUAUGCCUGUUGGGCGAGAUGGUACAUAAAAUAUAUGACAAUAUGGUCGAGUUUACUCUACAAGCGGAUUCACAUCGAAUAUCGAGGACUUGGCGUUGGAAACGGCGUUCGGGAUGCAAGGGAGAGGCGAUUUACUAUGAUUUUCAUACAUCUUGCCCAUAUUAUAUAUUAAACACCGGUUCUGAUAUCCAAAGUAUGAAACUGAGAGGGACAAGGAGAAAUCAUCCAUGCAUUCGUCUGAAUUUUAAAGUAGCCUAU